CCGAAACACCCGUCUGCGCGGCUCAACCAUAGCGUGGCGUACUUUGCAACCCGCUAUGAGGCAAUCCUGCUUGUUCCUACCAGUCCAUCUUACACCAACUCACACUACCCGUGCAUCCCGUCUACGCUUCCUUUUUUCGCCUGCUCCCUCUUUUCUCGUAGCCUCGUACUACGCUCUCGCCAGCUCGCCUUGGCUUCGCCGAAUCACAUUGGUGCCGUCGCCUACACGAGAAACGAGCGAGCGCACGUUGCGGCAAAAAAAGCAAACGGCCGGCCACUCAGCUGCAUCUCUCUGAUUCAGAUCACCACCAGGGGCGUCGCCGCGGGAACCGGGGGAAGCAGCCGCCAGUGCCACAGAUCUGCUUUCUGCUUGGGUCAAUCAUCCUACCCCCGUGGAAAAGCAGAUACGAAAACCAAG
Molecule: messenger RNA, 417 nt
Organism: Periconia digitata
Lineage: Eukaryota; Fungi; Ascomycota; Dothideomycetes; Pleosporales; Periconiaceae
Source: the annotation of a GenBank genome assembly